Cryptotermes secundus is the source of this 10770-nucleotide messenger RNA. RefSeq lists its product as uncharacterized. Bases 316 to 8910 code for a protein of 2864 amino acids. Gene Ontology annotation, biological process: signal transduction. The record is from RefSeq and is a predicted model, not a curated record. NCBI's taxonomy places the organism in Eukaryota, Metazoa, Arthropoda, Insecta, Blattodea, Kalotermitidae. Gene Ontology annotation, molecular function: protein binding. The transcript has 32 exons.
UGUCGGACAUGGUACGCGAGGUUGUGAAUGAGUUUGUGAGUUAUUAGAAUUAGUGGUUGUUUAUGUUAAGUAUGCGAGAUGAUACGAAAUUCAGGGGCUGCAAGAAGCAUUGCAGGAUUGGUUUACGUUAUAAUAGCACGUGAUGAAAAUAGCAACAGUUGACAGGUAGUUGUAUUAAAGCCGCGAAUAGAUGAGUCAUCAAGGUACAAAUAAUGCAUUACUGCAACUGCAACUACUGACUGGAUUUUGCUAGAGCUGUAUCUUCAUAUGCAGUGUAAGGAGGGGACAGGCUGAGAUAAUCAUUGUGGCUGUGAGAUGGCUGACAAUGGGAGUCGGCGAAGUGGGGGCAGUGGUGGCAACACCCAACAGUUGCAAGAUGGACAGUCCUCCGCCAGGCCAAAGAGGGAGAGGCAGGAGGGUUGGUCCAGAGGUCCUAGAAGUCUGUUUCUUAGGAGAUUCGAUAACAAUGGCUUUGGUUUUACACUGCGCCACUUCAUCGUCUACCCUCCUGAAUCCUAUACUGUUCUGCAAGGUGAUCGACGACUUGGUUUGCUCCAUGGCAAUGGUGGGCAGGGUCCAGUAUCAGCAGCCUUGGAUGAGCCCAUGGACACAAUCUUUGUGAAACAUGUUCGUGAAAACAGUUCUGCACAUGCAGCUGGUUUGGCCACAGGUGAUCGCAUCAUUAGUGUGAACGGAGAGACCAUCACUGGACGUACGUACGCACAAGUUGUGCAGCUAAUACAGCAAAGUGGAAAUUUCCUCCAUCUCUUCGUUGUGCCUAAAGAGGAUGACAUUUUGCAGUUGUACUUUGGUGAAACAGCUCAUAACCCAGAGACUAAUCGACGACCUUCACGUGUUAAGUCACCUGAGGCAUCGGCUCAGCAUCAUAGAGGAAAUGGCCGGGCCAAUAUGAUGCGACAGCAAUCACCAGUUCCCUUUUCAUCACUACAGCUGACAUCACAACAGCAACAAGCAUCAUCACUACCAUUGCCUCACCACCUACGCCAUCAUCACCGACAGCACCUCACAUCACAGAACCAAGCCAACGCUCGGCUACUCCUCCAAAACCCUUCCUUCGUAGCGGACCUCCAAGAAGCAAAGACUGAUACUUUACCACAAACAGUCCACACAGCAAUGCCCUCUGCCAUGAACAGUUCAAACCUCUGGUCUCCACAGAGCUUACCUACUUCUGGAACUGGAAAUCAAGGCAGGAAUGUGGAUCGUGUUACAUUUUAUCAUGGUGCUGUAGGGGAAGGUGGAAAUAAAGAACUUCAAAACUUUCACACACAUAUGAAGAGUCCAUCUGUUCGGAGGAACAGUGAAGGUAACGGUCCAGCAAUGAGCAGGGAAAGUGCAUAUGGUUAUUCAGGAAGUGGAAGGGGUAGGGGUGACUUUCGUGGAGUGGGUGGUGGGAACGAAUCAAAUCUCUACUGCGGUGUACCUGGUAAUGAAAGACGUGUGAGUGUUGAUAAUUCAGUAUGGAGUAGAGGUUCCAGUUCAGGUGCAAUGUACAAGCUAAGACAGAGUGAAGAUGUCAUGGGCAGUGCAGGGGGAGGUUUAGCAUAUCCUAAUACAGAGAGAAGUAGAGGAUUAUUUCAUGGACAGAAUUUAGGGUCUUCAGCUCCUCUGAGUGAUAACAGUGUGGCUAGUUCAAAUUAUGGAAGUGCAGAGAAUGUCCACUUGACAGCAGGAAGUGUGAACAAUCUUCAGAGACUUAAUUACUCAGGUACAGCUGGUUGUAGGCUGAGCCUUGAUGGUGGGACCACCAGGAGAGAUUCCUCAGUUUCUUUGCCUUCUAAUGGUUUAGUCAGGGAUAGCUAUACUGCUUCAGAAGGGAGCAAGGAUAGCUUGGUGUCAUUUGAUUCAGCAUCAACUCUUACUGGAGGAGGUCAAGAUCGGUGCAGCAGCGAUGACUCCUUAAUUAUGUCCAGGAUACGUAAGAGUUUUGAGCAGAAGGAGGAAUUCUUGAAGAGGCCAAGUCAACCAAUAUCUUGGAAUAUAGCUUCAGGAAAUCAACAACAACCAUCUUCACCCCUCAUUUCACAACAUGCUAUUAUUGCAAGAGAGUUUUACGCAAGGCCGCAAAAAUUUCAGCGACCUUUGUGGCCACCCCAGAACUCAGGAUCAUGUUCUCCCGUCUUACAUCGUCAGCAGUCCCCACCUAGAAGCUCCAGCAGUGGCAGGAGUAAUUAUUCCUCCUCCUCCUCAAAUAACAACAACAAGCCCACACACCAGAAUCUCCAACGUGUCAAGUCCGACAUUGACUCUGAGAGAGAUUCUUUAUCAUCACAUACUAGUGGUGAGGAGAAAUCUUACCAUGAGCAAGCUUCAUCAGAACCUUGGGAUGAUAAUCAAAGUAACAUUCGAGGUGAGUUUGUCUAUGGUGGUCCAGUAUCAAAUGUUCCAACUACAGCAUUAAACAGAUCUGUAUUCAGUCAGUAUACAGGCUCGCAGUUUCGUCCAAUAAUGCCUGUCUCCCCCAGUACCAGUGUAGCUGGCAACAGUUCUAAUGGAAGUACUGUGUGUGUGAGACAUAGCAGUGGAGGGAAAGGCUCAUUUGUGACAACUUUGACUCGCAUACAUGAAAACAUCCCUGUGUCAGAUCCUGGAGCAUCAGGAGAACACUACACUUCAGCAGCAUUCAGUGAUGGUGCAAAGGAAGUGUCUCAUGUUGGCGGAGGCUCUUCAUCACUUCCAUCUACCCUGCCUUCAUCUCAACCUGUAGCAGCAGCUGCUGCUGACUCUGGAGUGCAAUAUCCCCGUUCAAUAUCAACCCCUAGUGAAGGAAUUGGUAAUCAAAACCCUUCCCAUGUGCAUCCCAUGUUGCAAUUGGUGUCAAAGCGUGCUCGUCAGUUUGAGACUGGUGUAUUAGGUGAAGAAGAAGGUCCCCCUAAUGACAGAACAAGCCUGUACCGCAGUGAACUUUCACGACUGUCAUCAAAACGCAGUGUCCCAAAUGUGGCAGUUCGCAAAAGGGAAUUUGAAUCAAGAAGUACAAGUUCAGGUGCAAGUGGUGGAGCAAGAGAUGGCAGAAGGAUGAAUCGAGACAGCAGGUCACUAGAAAGUGCAGCAGUGGCACACACACGGAAGUAUGGAUUGUCAACAACAGGCAGUAUCUUGUCUGGGAACCGCCUGAUUCCUGUAGGUAGCAAGCAUCUGCAUUGUGAGCCCCCUCACGAAUUCUCCGAGCGAAAGACAGACCCACCAUCAAGUGAAAAUCAAGAUGAAAGAAAUGAACCAGUCAAGUUGCGAGCACGCUCAAAUUCUGCUGAGUCUUGGGCAGCUGUUGCGGGAUCUGCAUCACGGCAAGAAGCAGUUCGCAACACUCUUGAAUGGCCACGUAGCAGGGACGAUGACCAUGGUGAUGUGGCCAACGAACCACAAAGACACAAAGCUGUUCGACAGGACUCAUACCUCGCUGCUGUUCGCACACCGGUUACAGCAGAACGCAUGGCCAGAUUGCUUAAACGCCACGGUGCACUCCCCAUGGAUGAACAUGAAGAAAUGGACAGCCUGACUCCUCCCGUCUCUCCCUCUACUGUACCGAUUCCUGCAACCCCUGCAGAGAGACCUAACCAGCUUCCUAUUGCUCAUCCUCUUCGGCCGGCUGAACCGCAACCUGUGACUUCCUCUCCCACUUGUGGGGUUGAAGAUGGGGACACGAAUGAAGCACAUGAUGGCAUCGGGAAGCUUGUGGCAGCUCUCAAUGACAUCUCUCCAGUUCCUGUUAGUACAAUUCCUAGUACUGUUUCAAGUGAAAGUAGCAAUGUUGUCACUACGGCAUCUCCUGAUACAUCAGGUGUAGUUCGGCGACAGAAAAACACAACUGUUUCGGAAGAGGAACGAUUGGUGCGGAGGGUGUCAUACUUGAAGGCUACAUGGGGUGAUCGCAUGCAUGUGGACAGUGACUUAGACCUCAGCGAUACAGAAUCACCACGCAUGCAACUCCGAAGUGCCUACAGGCGUUGGCGCCCUCCCUUGUUUCCUGAUGACAUUCAACGACUGAAACGGCUCUUUGAAGAAGCCGCAUCCCCAUCACCACAGCCGACUCGAGCACCUGCUAGGCAGCGACAGUGUAGCGUCAUUGGAACCGAACCCAGUACUGUCGAAACCCUCCGACCAGAGUGCAACAAGGAGAAUCUUGUACGAGAAGGAUGGCUGCACUGCAAGAUAACGCUUGUGGAUGGCAAGCGGGCGGGUGAUAGAUCCUGGAAGCAGGUAUGGGCAGUUCUCCGGGGCCACAUUCUCUGCCUCUACAAGGAGAAACGAGAUUCUCAGCAGCAGCAGCAGCAACAUACACCUCUGAAUGUGACUGACAAUCUCAGUGAGCAGCAGUCCACAAGCAGUGCAGUAGAUGUACGAUGUAGUCAAGUUGACAUUGCCGAUAACUACACCAAGAAGAAACAUGUUCUACGCCUGAAUACCCUCAGUGGCUCAGAACUCCUACUUCAGGCCGAAGAUGCUGAUAAUAUGGUACAGUGGAUCCAUGCCCUUCAAGCCCAGGCUAAUGAAAAGGAGAAUUGCAGUAGCGGCGGCAGUUCAAGACAACAGCAAAAGUCAUCACAGUCAACUGGAGCUGUAAGUGGUGGAGGUAACAGCCGAUUGUCACCUCUCCCAACCCACAAGGGUAUCCGCAAAUUAACAUCAUUUCAUAAUCGUUCACCCACAGGACAGUCUCCAGUCAACAAAACACGCAAGCCAAGUCAAACAGAUCAGAUUCCAUCUCCCAAGACCAAAACAUGGAGGGGCAGAGUGGCCAAACAGUUACGUCGUAUUCAGCAGGGUUCAGGGUCUCCAAAUUCUCCCACAGCUCCCCAUCCAGAAGGUGUAACCAUUGGCAUUCCUCUAGAAGACUGUCCACAGUCAUCAUUCUCAGAGUUUGUCCCGUUGCUGGUGGAGCUGUGUACACACAUUGUGGAGAUGCGAGGACUGGACAUAAUUGGCAUAUAUCGUGUACCAGGGAACACAGCUGCUGUGACCUCACUCUCUGAGGGUCUCAGAAAAGGAUUUGACAACAUCAGUCUUCAGGAUCCACGUUGGAAUGAUGUCAACGUAAUCUCCAGCCUGCUGAAGUUGUUCUUCAGGAAACUGCCAGAUGCACUUCUAACUAGCGAGCUGUAUCCACUUUUCAUUGAAGCUGACAAGAUUGAGGAUCCUGGCAAGAGAGUAAUCACUAUCAAAAAGCUGUUACAUGACCUUCCAGACCAUCAUUUUGAGACGUUGAAGUUCCUUCUCCUUCAUCUCAAGAAGGUGGUGGAACACAGUACAACAAACAAGAUGGAGGCACGCAACCUUGCCAUCGUAUUUGGCCCAACUUUGGUGCGCACAGCAGAUAACAAUAUGGUCACAUUGGUUACCGACAUGUCACAUCAGUGCCGGAUUGUUGAAUCACUUAUCUCUCAUGUUGACUGGUUCAUCUCAGAUGAUGAGUCUGAUGAUUUCAGCAAUUUCCCAUUCAGUUUGCCCCUGGAUUCAGCUGAACUAGAACCUGCAGCUGCAAACCACAACCUUCUUCUGAGCAACAUUCAGAAAGUUGAAGGCAUGAAAGCAGAUUCCCCAAACAAGGACAUAAGUGCCAAAGAUAUUGUUUCAUCCAUCAUUUCUGCAGCAAACCGGAAAAUGCAAAAGGCCAAAUCGAGGAAAGGUGGCAGUGGAGGUGGAGCGAUGAUAGAGGAUAGCAAAGAAACGUCUGGAGAAGGCAAGGAAAACAUGGACUCUAAACAGCAAACCUCGGAAAGUAAGGUAACAAAGCACAAAGAGUGUGUGUCAGCAGUUGAAAAUAACGAUCCAUCAGCAUCAACUGUGGCAUCAUCCAUCUUUGAAUCAGUUGUUUUCUCAGGGAACAUAGUCAAAAGUAUUCAUACAGGAGAGGAAGAUGAUGUAGCAGUGUCAAGUGAACUCCCAGAUCGUUCUUCAACUCAGGAAGAGUCUGCUGGUAGAGAAUUGCGAGCAGACAGUAGAUCCUGUAGGUUGGAAAGUUCACGCAAGAAUGAAGAACAGCAGCAGCCUUUCAGACAAGAUGGUGUCAUAGUUGGGAAUGAUGAAGUGACAAUAAGGACAUACGCAGGCCUUUCGGCUACAACUCAGGAGCGUAUACGCAGGUUUGAACGUGAGACAAAGGCAAUGCUACAGCGUGAUCUUCCACGACGUCGUGACGCUGAAUGGAGAGAAGCAGAGAAGAGGAGAAUUGAGAUGGAACUGCGGCAGGCAAAACACGACAUGGAAAGUGAGGACUUGCUGGAUGAAAUUGCUGACAACCCAUCAGAUAUUACAAAGAAGAUGACCAACAUGACCAAUGUUCUGGAACGUGACAAGAAGUGUGCAGUUGGUGACAGCUCAAAAUAUGCCUCUAGUACUGGAUGCAGGCUCUCGUCUUCACCUCUCCUCCCAUCUUCUGCACCUAGUAAUAAUCUCACAUCUAUGAAAUCUGAAUUCCCUUCUUCACCCUUUCUCAUGUCUCGGUCAAAUUCUGUGAUUUCAUCAGCUGACCAAGGAAACAGUCAGACGAGCGUAGGAUCCACACAGAAUCCUGUCCACAAAGACAAGGCUUCUGCUUUACAAAAAUUCACUCGGACAAAGAAAGUAGGGACAACUCACAUCUUUCCUGACAGCCCAAAGAAUUUGGGAGGAGACAGAAAUUGCAAUGCUGACGGUUCUUCUUCUUCAACUGAUGUAGUAGCAGUGAGAUCAAGUGCAUCAUUGCUUCCUGGAAGGUCAAAUGCAGAAAGUUCCAGUACUGCGCUUGGCAGUGGAGGUUCAUUAACGCAGUCCACUGUUGCUGUCACAUUACCUCAGUCUUCAGCAUCUUCACAGCGUAUGCUUCGGCGUGGCAACUCUGCAGAGAAUCUUCAUGCUUCUGUCCAGCAGCAUGCAACCUGCAGGCUUGAAACACAGAAAGGAGCACCUCCACCAAAUGGAACCCUCAAGAAGCUCAAAACUGGGAAGGAGCAGCUCGAGUUGGCAUCACCAUUGUUGUCAUCAAAGCCACCAUCGCCAUUAACUGGAUCAUUACGUUGUGGAUCACUUGACUCGCUACAGGAAGCAUAUGGCAGUGAACGUCCACAGAGUGACAUCUCUGAUGAUGGAGGUUGCUUCUUCUCCUGGACCCGCAAGAUUCUUGCUAUUAACAAAAAAAUAUCUAGGCAGACGGCCAGCCCGAGCCUGUGGUGCUUCCUAUCUCAUUUUCAACCACAAGCAACCUUCAUCAGCAAACCCUCAAGCACCAGUACCACAACUGGCAGCUCUGGUUGCCCCAUCAACAGCAGCAGCACCACCCACCACCAUCACCACCACCACCACUACCACCACCAUGCAGGCCUCAAGUUUUCACCGUCAGAAGCAUUAGGCAGGUUGCGGAGAGGCAGUGACCUACUGGUGAGCCUCACAUCAACCUUUGACCAGAAGCUGAAAUCUCUGCUGAGUGGAACAACAACAACAGCAGCAGCAGCAACAACAGUUGGAGCUGCCACUGAUACAACUCCUGCUACAGAAACAAACAUUUCACUAGAACACAGUAAGCUGCUACAGGAGAAUGAAAUUGAAGAAAAUGGUGGCAAUGACAAGUCAUUACCUGUGAGUGCAGGAGGAAGCUCAGAGAUGUCAAAAAAUAAUCUGUUGGAAACUUCAGCAAUUAUAUGUACCAAUGAAGAAAGCAUAUCAGUUCAGCCAACAGUGACAUUCACACCCACCUACACAGCCCUCUUCCGAGACCCCAGCCUCCAUCGCAGGAAGAGCACCCCUGAUGAUUAUCAAGGACAGAAAGAUGAUGUUAUUGGAAAAGAUGAAGAAGAACAAAUGAAACCAGAGAAACAAGAUAACCUAAUUCAAGGAAGAUCUAGGGAGAGUAGUUCUGUGUCUCCUAGGCAACAUUGCCCUCAUUUGGAUCAGAAAUCAUUACAUGGAGGCAAGAACUAUGAAAAGGAGAAUGGAAAUGAUGAAGAAUGUGUUGAGAGUUUAAAGAAUGUGACAAGGGGGGUAAACGCAAUUCCAAGACCCAAAAGUAUAGACUCUGUAACAAAAUUAGAGAACACAGAAUCGUCACAUAGCACGAGGCUCAAACAGUCAGAAUCCCUGACAAAAUGUGAGAAAGAAGAAGGAAGUUCUGCAAGUGUAAAACUGAAACACUCAGAAUCAUUGACUAAGGCAGAUAAACAAGAGACAGCAGCAGUAAAUAGCCGGCUAAAACGUUCCGAAUCUUUGACUAAAGCUGAAAGGUGUAGUGAAUCAGCUUUGACGCACACAAAGCUGAAACGUUCCGAGUCACUCUCCAAAGCAGAAAAGACUGAGGCCUUGUCAAAUACAAGACUUAGACGUUCUGAAUCUCUUACAAAAGCUGAAAGAUCUGAAUCACCGUCAAACUCCAAGUUAAAACGUUCUGACUCAUUGACAAAAACCGAGAAAACUGAAUCCAAUAUUAGCAAGCGUAGACAGCAAGAGAUGCUAAUUUCUGGUUCAUGUAUUCGAAGUUCCAGUAGGGGAAAUAAGGAAAAGGAAAAUAUAGCAACACUUCUGACAAAAUUGAAACGCAAGAACGUGAUGGCUGAAUGUUCCAUCAAGCGUCGUCACACUGUGGGAGGGACGAAAGACUUUGACAAACUCCAUUGGCUGGAUAAUCGGUUGCAACAUGAACAGCUUGCUGAGAAUGAGGCAGCAAAUGCGGUUGCCAUGGCAACUAUGAACAAUAAAGAACGUCGAUGUCUUCGAACAAGUUCGCCUGACCUCAGUUCAUCCCGCCUGAAUGGGGUUCCAGCACGGGAUGGAUUUUUGGUUGAGAUUAGCUUGCUUGGCAGUGGGGGUAUCAUGGCAGAGCUUAGGCAGCACCUCUCACCAGCCACAGGACGUCCACACAGUCUCCCAGAUCCAAAUCUGGUCUCAAGAGCAUUCAAAGUACCCCUAGAGUCACAUGUUUAAAACAUCGGUACAUAGUUUGUGCUUGAGGUUAUUAUUUCCUUGUGAAGUUGAGUCAGGUGAUGUUGAAUCUGUCUCAACAUUUUUCCCAAAAUAACUAUCUGGCAUAAACAUGAAGUGAAAUCUACUUAUGAUAAUAAAUAAGUCUCUUGCAUAAUCAGUUUUUGAAUCUACAGAACUGAGGUUUACUGCAGUAACAAACAACUGCAAUGUGCAUUUAACUGGACUAAGAGUGAAGAUGUGAAGACAUUUUGCAAAUAUUUGGAACAGAAACAGAAGGAAUUGAGCAUGUAGGCAGUACAGUAUUUGAAUAACAGUUUCAGUGUAUAAACUGGCCUGACAUCUCUGUAGCAAAAAUUAUUCUAAACAAAAUUUGGAUUUUUAAUCUGAAAUAAGAAACAUCCGUAAUGAUGAAAAUGAUAAUCUACUGGCAGUGUGUGUUAAUGAGUCAGCACUGUGAAUGUUAAUAUAUUCAAUGACUUGUCAUUAAUUGCCACUGUAGAGGGCUUGGUGUGUACAUUUUAAAAAUUCAUAUUGGGAAGUAUAAAUCCCAGUGGAUUUUAAUGUAUUGAAAGUUAUGCUUCUCUGUAAGAAGUUUGUAAUGACCGUUGUAUUUGAUGACUUUUCUCAUUGCAUGCCGUCAAGAUACCAUCUAUAUCAAGUUAGGAACAUUUCCAAGGCAGUUUCAUAUGUUAUGAACACAUUGCUUGCUGCCUUUCCUGCCUGUGUUAAGUACAUCCUAAGCAGUAUUUUACUGUAAACAUUCUGGUUUUUCUUCUCAUGAAUUUUUCAGCAGUAUGUAUUGUUCUGGUGACAUUAACAAGACCCUGACUUAAUGACAAUCGCAACACAUAAACCAUCUGACAUUAUUGAAAUGUCAUUGUGUAAGAUUAUUGCAUUGUAAUUAAGAAGAAUUUGGAUUUUUCAGGAUUUACACACUUGUCAGGUUAUUUCAAUUAAUCUUGGGAAACAUCAUGUGGAAAAUAAGGAUACAGUCAAUUAUACAAACUGGAUGUAUAGCCUAAAUACUGCAUAUCAAUACGUAGAACCAUGAAAUUGUAAGGAUUAGACAAAUAUAUAGAUUGUUAUUUUUUUUCUUCUGUUGCUUAAGGGAGAGCUUUAGUUGGAAUUCCGUUAUGCUCUUUACAGAGGCUGCUGAGUGUAUGUUUAGUGAUGAUGUAUGUCUUUGUGUCUCUUCUGUUUUAUUUCCUGUGCAGAAUGUGGGAAACUGUAUUAAUUGACAAAACCAAGUGUGGAGUGAGCCUGUGUGGGUGUGUAUGUGUGUGCAGUUGCAGAUUGGAAGUGUGAAGUCUAUUCUUGAGAACUAUUUCAGAGAGGAAGUGUCAGAGAGGUAGGUUCAGUUAUUAUUGAGAUAAUCUGAACAAAGCAAUCUUUUUGUGAUACAAAUAAUUUUUUUUCUUUACAUAGAUGUUUAUAUAUAUUACAAUAUUGUGAGGUGAUAACAACAUGGGGAUUUUUUUAUAUGGGCCGUCCAAUAAAAGGAAGAAAAAUAAAAAGAAAAAUUGUUAUUUUUGUUUUCAAAAUGCCUUAUAGUCUGAUAAAAACACCAACUGCAAGUGGGUGAACGAAAGCUUUUAAAUGAAAUAUGUAUUGUAUAUUUAUGUUGCAAUUUAGAGGCGAGCUUGUGCGAAGGAACAGGAAGCUCAGAUCUUAUGAUUUUGUGUGAUAUUGUGAUGACAUUGUAGGGAGGGGAGAGAGAUUUUGGAAGGGGGGUUCUCUAAACUUGAAUGAAACAAGCUUGCUAGAGUCAGUUAAUGUAAAAUAUGCACAUUCAUUUUAUGAAGCAUUGUACUUGUAUGGUCUUUUUUCUUUGUAAAUAUAUGAGCUCUGAAUACAUGUGAA